Linum trigynum is the source of this 2420-nucleotide messenger RNA. The record is from the annotation of a GenBank genome assembly. NCBI's taxonomy places the organism in Eukaryota, Viridiplantae, Streptophyta, Magnoliopsida, Malpighiales, Linaceae.
CAUUAAAUGUACAAUUUCAAAUUGUAUCAUAAAGGCAAAAACCUGUAGCACCAAUGUUAUAUAGCAUUGUAAAAAUUCCUAGUAGUUAUAAAUAUCCAGGCCAUUGAAAACGACCCAACAAAACACUUCCUUUGUCGUUGUAUUCCAAAAGACGUGUGUAAUUUAAUCAUCUAAUAAACAAAAAACAUAAUUUCAUCAUGAUGAAUGUAGUAACCUUUGGAAGAGCUUAAUUAGCAUCAAAUUGAGGUCAUAAUAAUCCAAACAGAAGAUGGCUAGCUAGUCGAGUUGCAUCGAAUUCUAUCUCAUUGACAAACUUUUAAAGAAGGCUAUAUAUACAUACCAUGAUAAAAUCAUGAUCGAAUUGGGAUCGGACCGGGUCAAGACCGGAUCAGAUCAAACCCGGAUUGUUAUCCAAUCCAAUCCAGUCUUUGGUCCUUAUAUUUUCAAAAAGACCGAACUGAACCGGAUCAAUUUGGGCCAAUUUAAUCGGAACGAACUGUAUAGCCACACCUACUAGCUAGGUCGUACAAGAAGCAGCAAUUACAUAAUUUGUCUUUCCAUUUGAGCUCGUCUAUUUGUUUACUUAAUGAAACUAUUUUUAAAAAAAUGCCAAUUUCGAAUUGAGAUCAUAUAAGUCAAAUAUUGAGUUAUAAACUAUAGCAUCAAGGAAAACUCAAAGAUGGGGAUUUCAAACUCCCAUACCAUCUCAAUCAUAGCAAGCUCAUCAAGUUAGUGAGAUCGAUGGAUUUGCUUUUUUGGAUAGAGAGUAUAUGGCCACUAGUGGGGUGCGAUUUGCGGUAUUGGAUAGCAUCAUUGAGAUCAUAUAAGAUACAAUAAAAUCAUGUUGAAAUUCAACUGAAUUUACUACUACUACAUACUAUGGGGAAGUUUUCAUAGCCCAACUACUAAGAACAAGGGUGAAAAAUAUCACCUUUUAUGACGAGUGAUUCGACAGAUAUGAUUUAUUACUUUUCGUGUAUGAACAUUUCGCAAAUUCGUAAUAGCCUACGAUUCAAAUAUUCAAUUUCAUUAGCGUAUGUCAAACGACUUUUUCUUCUUCGUAAUGAUAGGGUGUGUCGAGAAUUGAAAUUUACCAGCACGCUUGCAUGUCAAUCCGUGCAUAUGAUUGACGGUGAUUACCGAUCCAUACUGUGUCGUGACAACCACACGAUUUAAACAAUUUUUUUAUGCCAAUUUUUAGAUGUUUGCAUCAUAUAAAUAGUGAUCAAAUGAGCCUUUAGUUAUAGAACCAUAGCAAAGUGGGGGGAAAAAAUAAAAGAAAAGAAACAGAAAAAAGAAACGAAAGAAAGGAUAUGAUGAGGUCAUCCCUAGCAGUGGCGGUCCUGUUAGUAGCCGUCGUAUUUUUAGCGACCACCACCACCGUCGUCGUCGGCGACGUCGCCCUAAACUGCACGCGGUCCGGCGAAUGGAGCGGCGUCGAACCGGCGACGGCGACGGGGCUGAAAGAGGCACUCGUCGAUGAUUUGAUCGCACAAACGCCCGAGGACCCGAACAACAUGUACUACUGCAACUUCGACACGUGGCGCGGAUUGACGAUGUGGGGAUACGCCGAAUGCGCUGACGUGUCCAGAUGUCCGACGUCUCUAUCCCACGUGGGCUCCGGCCUGAAGGAACUUCCGUGCGCCAAGGGAGAAGGUACUGCUAGGGAUUCCGACGACGUUUGUUACGCCAAGGUUGGAUUCUCCCAGUUUAGCGUCUGUCCUAGAGUUCGAAUUGCUGAUUAAUUUGCGUCACCGGCGGCCAUGACCUAGAACACGUACGGUCAUUGGACACGGUGUACGCCCGAUGCACACGUGGUGCUGUUUCGAAGGGAAAAGUUUUGAUUGUUGUGGUUGUUGAUGUCGCGGGUGUUCGAUUCGCGUUACAACGCCAUAUCAUCGCGUAUGGUCAAGAGAAAAUCCCUUUUACGAUCGUACUAUUUCGUUCUUGCAAAAACUUUGAUUUUCAUUCAUGGUUAUUUUCGUGCGAGACAAGAGCCCUUUUCUCUAUACUAUACAUAAAAACAACAACCCCAACCAAGAACCCAUGAAAACACUACUACAAUUGGAUUGGAGUUCGUCUUACCUCGACUCGGACUGUUUUCAACUUAUAACAUGUAUUAUUCAGUUUUCUGUUGUGAAUAUGCGUCGUCACGUAUAUGAGAACACAAUCAUAACAACUCGAUAGAAUCGUCGCGACUUCUCAGCAUUACACGAAAAUUUUACAUUUGGCGACCACAAAAAAGUGGUCGCAAAAUCCAGGAAAAUGGUCGUCAUCACAAGUUUCAGAACCAAGAGAGGAAUAUAAACCACCGGCGGGUAUGUGGCGUUGUAUUUAGUUCCAAAACAGAGAGAUAUAACCAAAGAUUAACUAUGUUAUCUAAUUAUCAUCGACUAAUCACAUAAAUUUUUUUUAUCAUG